This is a messenger RNA of Meloidogyne enterolobii, 519 nucleotides long. The record is from the annotation of a GenBank genome assembly. Lineage: Eukaryota; Metazoa; Nematoda; Chromadorea; Rhabditida; Meloidogynidae.
UUAUAUUUUUUUCAAUUAAUCGUAAACAAAUAUUUUUUAAAAUAUUUUAGAAAAAUGGAAAAUAAAAAAUUAACAGAUUCAUUAUACGCAACAAUUUCAAACACAGAAUUAACAAUUUCAAAUGAAUUAAAAAAAGAAGGAACUUUGCAAGAUUCUCAAGAUUGUUUAGAAGAAGAAAAUUUGCUUCAUUCACUUCCCUGUCAUAUUGAAUUUACUGGACCUGCCCCAGUUUCUGUUUACUUCAAUAAAGAAAAUUUACAUCAUGAGAAUGUGAGGGCAGCUUCAUUUCGAGGGCAUAUGCUUUUGAAUAAACUUGUGAAGGUUCCGGAAGGUUAUGAAAUUUAUACAAUGAGUGAGUCGGUUGCAGAAACUAAAGAUGAUUAUGAAAUUAAAACGUUUCAACUAAAAGGGUCUUGCAAAUCAAUGAAUUUUUGGGAGAAGGAUGAAAUGCCUGAAGGUCCAAAUAAAAUUGAAGAUGCUCUAACUUGUAUUUUUAUUGCUGAAAAUCUUUCAAAUUAA